Lycium ferocissimum is the source of this 3555-nucleotide messenger RNA. RefSeq names its product extensin-2-like. Lineage: Eukaryota; Viridiplantae; Streptophyta; Magnoliopsida; Solanales; Solanaceae. The annotation marks the transcript as partial. The transcript is spliced from 6 exons. The record is from RefSeq and is a predicted model, not a curated record.
AUGAGAAGCUUUGGGAAUUUGGGUCAAUGGCCUCUACUUGCAUUUGCUUUGGCAAUUUGCUUUGCAGCCAGCACUGUAUUUGCUGAUUACUCUUAUGACUAUACUUCUCCUACACCUUCUUACAGCUCUAAGAAAAGCACAACUAUUACAAGUCGCUUGCUCCUUCAAAGCACUACUACAAAUCCCCAGAGUGCAGUGAAGUAUUAUAAAUCACCGGCACCUUCAAAGAAUUACUAUAAGUCGCCCGCCCCUUCAAAGAAUUACUACGAGGCCCCAACUCCUUCAAAGAAGUAUUACAAGGCCCCUGCACCUUCAAAGAAGUAUUACAAGGCGCCCGCCCCUGCAAAGAAGUACUACAAGGCCCCCGCCCCCGCAAAGAAGUACUACAAGGCGCCCGCCCCCGCAAAGAAGUACUACAAGGCCCCCGCCCCCGCAAAGAAGUACUACAAGGCCCCCGCCCCCGCAAAGAAGUACUACAAGGCGCCUGCCCCCGUAAAGAAGUACUACAAGUCGCCUGCUCCAUCGAAGCACUACUACAAGUCACCAUCCCCAACAAAAUAUUACAAAUCGCCUGCUCCUUCAAAGUAUUACAAGUCGCCUGCCCCAACAAAGUAUUACAAAUCGCCUGCUCCUUCAAAGUAUUACAAGUCGCCUGCCCCAACAAAAUAUUACAAAUCGCCUGCUCCUUCAAAGUACUACAAGUCCCCUGCCCCAACAAAAUAUUACAAAUCACCUGCUUCUUCUAAAUACUAUAAAUCGCCGCCGCCACCAAAGUAUUACAAGUCACCAGUUUACUAUAAGUCUCCACCCCCACCUGCUUAUUAUCAAAAAUCACCUUCUUACUACAAGUCACCUCCACCUCCUCCAAAAUACUAUGAACAAUCACCUUCGUCCUACAAGUCACCACCACCACCUCCAAAAUACUAUGACCAGUCACCAUCUUCUUACAAAUCUCCACCACCUCCACCAUACUACAAAGAAUCGACACCUUCCUAUAAAUCUCCUCCACCUCCACCAUACUACAAAGAAUCAACACCUUCCUAUAAAUCCCCUCCACCUCCACCAUACUACAAAGAAUCUACACCUUCCUAUAAAUCUCCUCCACCUCCACCAAAAUACUAUGAGCAAUCACCUCCAACCUACAAUGUACCAUAUCUAUCAGCGACGGUAAAACUACCAUCAUACUACUCACCUCCACCACCAACGGAAUAUUACAAGCAAACUCCAACCUACACCUCACCUCCACCACCUGAGAAGUACGAGCAAUCGGCCACAUAUGCUUCACCUCCACCCCCACCAAGCUACUAUUGGGUAACAAUGAAGCCAUUACAUAAAAUUCAGAAGAGUGUCAAGUUGCAGUAUAAAAACCAGAAGAUCCCAACUCAACACUGCAAGAAAAGUCUUUGCUCUACCCUUCUCCUCUCCAAUUUUAGUUGGCUGCACAAGCAAAUGAGAAGCUUUGGGAAUAUGAGGCAAUGGCCUCUACUUGCAUUUGCUUUGGCAAUUUGCUUUGUAGCCAGCACUGUUGUUGCUGAUUACUCUUACGGGUAUGCUUCUCCCUCACCUUACAACUCUAAGAAAUAUUACAAAUCACCAUCUUCACCCAAAUAUCAAGUGCCUGCUCCUUCAAAGCACGACUAUUACAAGUCGCCUGCUCCUUCAAAGCACUACUACAAAUCACCAGUAGCAGUGAAGUAUUACAAGUCACCGGCUCCUUCAAAGAAUUACUACAAGGCCCCCGUCCCUUCAAAGAAAUACUACCAGUCGACUGCCCCUGCAAAGAAGUACUACAAGGCGCCCGCUCCGGAAAAGAAGUACUACAAGGCGCCUGCCCCUUCAAAGAAGUACUACAAGGCGCCCCCUACAAAGUACUACAAGGCCCCCGUCCCAGCAAAGAAGUACUACAAGGCCCCUACCCCUGCAAAGAAGUACCACAAGGCGCCCGCCCCUGCAAAGAAGUACCACAAGGCGCCCGCCCCUGCAAAGAAGUACUACAAGUCGCCUGCUCCAUCGAAGCAUACCUACAAGUCACUAUCCCCAACAAAAUAUUACAAAUUGCCUGCCCCUUCUAAAUACUAUAAGUCGCCUCCUCCACUAAAGUAUUACAAGUUACCAAUUUACUACAAGUCUCCACCACCACCAGCUUAUUAUGAAAAAUCACCUUCUCACUACAAGUCACCUCCUCCUCCUUCAAAAUACUACGAGAAAUCACCAUCUUACAAAUCUCCACCACCUCCACCAAAGUACUACCACCAAUCACCAUCUUCUUACAAAUCUCCACCACCUCCACCAAAGUACUACGAGCAAUCACCAUCUUCAUACAAAUCUCCACCACCUCCACCAAAGUACUACAAGCAAUCACCAUCUUCUUACAAAUCUCCACCACCUCCACCAAAGUACUACAAGCAAUCACCAUCUUCUUACAAAUCUCCACCACCACCUUACUAUAAAGACUCUAUACCUUCCUAUAAAUCUCCUCCACCUCCACCAAAAUACUACGAGCAAUCACCUCCGACUUACAAUUUACCAACUCCACCAACGACCGUAAAACUUCCAUCAUACUACUCACCUCCACCACCAACAGAAUAUUACAAGCAAACUCCAACCUACACCUCUCCUCCACCACCUGAGAAGCACGAGCAAUCCGCCACUUAUGCUUCACCUCCACCCCCUUGGCUACAAAAGCAAAUGAGAAGCUUUGGAAAUUCGGGGCAAUGGCCCUUACUUGUUGCUGCUUUAGCAAUUUGCUUUGUAGCCAGCACUGUUGUUGCUGAUUACUCUUACGGGUAUGCUUCUCCCUCACCUUACAACUCUAAGAAGUAUUACAAAUCACCAUCUUCACCCAAAUAUCAAGUGCCUACUCCUUCAAAGCACGACUAUUACAAGUCGCCUACGCCUUCAAAGCACUACUACAAAUCACCAGUAACAGUGAAGUAUUACAAAUCACCGGCUCCUUCAAAGAAGUACUACAAGGUGCCCACCCUUGUAAAGAAGUACUACAAGGCGCCCGCGCCUGCAAAGAAGUACUACAAGGUGCCCGCCCAUGCAAAGAAGUACUACAAGGCCCCUGCCCCUGCCCCUGCAAAGAAGUACUACAAGUCGCCUGUUCCUGCAAAGAACUAUUACAAGGCCCCCGCACCUGCAAAGAAGUACUACAAGGCCCCCGCCCCUGCAAAGAAGUACUACAAGUACUACAAGUCGCCCGCUCCAUCGAAGCACUACUAUAAGUCACCAUCCCUAACAAAAUAUUACAAAUCGCCUGCUCCUUCUAAAUACUAUAAGUCGCCGCCGCCACCAAAGUAUUACAAGUCACCAGUUUACUACAAGUCUCCACCACCACCAGCUUAUUAUGAAAAAUCACCUUCUUACUACAAGUCACCUCCACCUCCUCCAAAAUACUACGAGCAUUCACCAUCUUACAAAUCUCCACCACCUCCACCAAAGUACUACGAGCAAUCACCAUCUUCUUACAAAUCUCCAUCACCACCUUAUUAUAAAGAAUCUACACCUUCCUAUAAAUCUCCUCCACCUCCACCAAAAUACUACGAGCAAUCA